Botrytis porri is the source of this 651-nucleotide messenger RNA. RefSeq lists its product as uncharacterized. Gene Ontology annotation, molecular function: hydrolase activity. Lineage: Eukaryota; Fungi; Ascomycota; Leotiomycetes; Helotiales; Sclerotiniaceae. The coding region runs from base 1 to 651 and encodes 216 amino acids. The record is from RefSeq and is a predicted model, not a curated record. The transcript has 3 exons.
AUGGAUGACUCCCCCUCCCACCCCCUUAUCCUCCUCCUCCACGGCUUCCCCGAACUCUCCUUCUCCUAUCGCCACAUCCUCCCUUCCCUCUCCUCCCUCGGCCACCACGUCGUCGCCCCCGAUCAACGCGGCGCAGGCCGCACCACCGGCCACGACACCCGUUCUUUCUCCGCUGUCGAUCUCCACACUACUACUAUCUCUCGUCUCGUCACUGAUAUGGUGUUGUUAGUCCACGCGCUGGGCCAUAAAGAUGUAGCGUGUGUAAUAGGACAUGAUUUUGGGGCGGUGAUCGCGGGCUGGUGUGGAGUUAUGAGACCAGAUUUAUUUAAAUCCUCCCCACCCCCUUCAAACACUACGGAACCUACUUCUCCACCCCGCAAGCCUCCACCGACCUCUCCACCUUCCUCCGCGGCUUACUUCUACCUCAAAUCCGGACACUGGAGCGGCAACACCCCUCACCCCUUACCCUCCUUUUCCGCCACCGAACUCCAACAUCUCCCUCCCUACUACAUCAUGCCCCUGCACUCCUCCAUGCGCGAAGUCAUCCAAACCCACAUGCGCCCCAUCCCCCCCAGCUCUCUCACCCAGCUAGAAACCUGGCUCCCAGACUCCGAUCUCGCCGUCUACGCCUCCGAAUAUGCACGCACCUGA